Messenger RNA from Alnus glutinosa, 1421 nucleotides. Its product is annotated as serine/threonine-protein kinase STY13-like. NCBI's taxonomy places the organism in Eukaryota, Viridiplantae, Streptophyta, Magnoliopsida, Fagales, Betulaceae. The transcript is spliced from 6 exons. The record is from RefSeq and is a predicted model, not a curated record. Bases 171 to 1271 code for a protein of 366 amino acids. Gene Ontology annotation, molecular function: protein kinase activity; ATP binding. Gene Ontology annotation, biological process: protein phosphorylation. Gene Ontology annotation, cellular component: plasma membrane.
AAACUUGAUAAUUCAAAAAGUCCACCUUCUUUUCUUCACGUAAAAGAAAGCCAAUCCCACUUAAUUUAGUCAUCCGAAAGACUAAAGAGAAAUCGAUCUUUACAACUCUUUUGCUUUUUAUUCACAUACUCUUUCGCUGCCCAAAAAAAACAAAGAUAUUUUCGUUGAUCAUGCAUCCCAGAGAGAGGGAUCAGAUGGAAGAACGGUGUAAAGGGUAUGUGAGGGCGGACAUGAUAGAUAUAAAGAGGUUGGACGAGCAGCUUGACAAGCAUCUAAACCGAGUAUGGGCGAUGGAGAACCCUGACAAGGCCGGAAAGAAAGGGACACUCACCGCCAAAGAGGACUGGGAAAUCGAUCCCGAUAAGCUUGUCGUAAAAGAAGCGAUUGCUCGCGGCACCUUUGGUACGGUCCACAGAGGGCUCUACGACGGCCAAGACAUCGCCGUUAAAGUGCUGGACUGGGGAGAAGAGGGACAAAGAAAAGAAGCUGAAAUAGUUUCGGUUUGGACUGCUUUUAGACAGGAGGUUUCUGUUUGGCAUAAGCUUGAUCAUCCUAAUGUUGUUAAGUUCGUAGGAGCUACAAUGGAUACAUCAGCCUUAAAAAUCAAGAGUCGUAGCAAGCGAAUGGGCAUGCCAAGUAAAGCUGCUUGUGUUCUUAUCGAGUAUCUUUCUCGUGGUACUCUGAAAUCUUACCUGAUAAAGAACCGGGAAAGUAAGCUACCUUUCAAAACUGUCGUUCGACUCGCACUAGAUCUUGCCAGGGGGUUGGAAUACCUUCACUCCAGGAAGAUUGUUCACAGAGACGUAAAGACUGAAAACAUGCUUCUUGACAAGAAUCUUACUCUAAAGAUUACAGAUUUUGGAGUUGCUCGUCUUCAGGCUUUGAAUCUUAACGAGAUGACAGGCAGUACAGGGACCCCUGGCUACAUGGCUCCUGAGGUCCUUGAAAAUGAACCAUAUGACAAAAAAUGUGACGUGUACAGUUUUGGAAUUUGCUUGUGGGAGAUAUAUUGCUGUGAUAUGCCAUAUCCCCACCUCAGAUUAUCAGAUUUGACUUCUUCUGUUGUGUAUCAGAAUAUGAGGCCAGAGAUACCCAAGUGUUGCCCAAGCUCUCUGGCACAAGUUAUAGCUCGGUGCUGGGAUCCAGACCCCAACAAAAGACCAGAGAUGAAAGAGGUGGUAACCAUGUUAGAAGCCAUUGACCCUUCAAAGGGUAGGGGGAUGACUCCUUUGCAUGAACUACAGGGUUGUUUUUUCUCCUGCUGCCUGUGAUCAGCGCCGGAGCAGAGAAGCUAGGAAUAAUCCUCAGCAAUGGAGAUAUUUUCUUAACACUGAAUGGAAUAAUCUUUUGCUUACACUUUUUGUAUUGAAUGUUUAUGUAUUACAAACGAUUCCCAGAAAACUUCUAAUACUUCAAAAUGA